This is a messenger RNA of Ophidiomyces ophidiicola, 1725 nucleotides long. RefSeq lists its product as uncharacterized. Bases 1 to 1725 code for a protein of 574 amino acids. The transcript has a single exon. Lineage: Eukaryota; Fungi; Ascomycota; Eurotiomycetes; Onygenales; Onygenaceae. The record is from RefSeq and is a predicted model, not a curated record. Gene Ontology annotation, molecular function: protein-folding chaperone binding.
AUGGUACUCGCGCUCCCCCCCUCCGUACGUGCGAGUGCCGCUGCGUACGUCGAGAAGCUCUCCCCGCGCCUCCACGACCUGAUCCUGGACCUGCGGACGACAGCGGUAGGGUUGAGUUCUGCGUUGUCAGCGCACAUUGCUCACUGGGCACCGUUUCUCCAAACCCCGCCUUCUAACGACGCCCCCUUCUCCGUCAUCCUCGCUGCUACUGUUCUUCUUGGGAUCAUUAUAGUCAUAAUAGUGAUGGCAGCCUGGCGACGUUCCAGUGGGUGGAGGGACAUCUACUCGCCCACAGGUGGGUUUACGUUUAGGGCUCCUGAGAUCAGAGACAGCGAUUUCAGCUAUAUGGGACCCGAGGACUACCAGCGCGAUCCUCGCUUAUUUGACCCACGGACGUCCACCGAUUUUUACGACGAUGAUGUGCAUGCGCCAGAUGUUCUCAUUCUUAACCACCUCGAUACGCUCUAUUUACUGCAGUUUCCGGCAUUUGCAAUCAGUGAUGACAUCCUGACUGUGGGCGACAUACGGCGGGUUGCAGGCAGCGUAUUGGGUGCUAGUGACUUAAAGGACCUGUCGUUAAUUUAUAAAUAUACACCUAUUCCCGAUGAUUCGGCGUCUGCAAAAAGUGUUGGACUGAAACAAAAUUCAACCGUGUAUGCUGUGCUUGAGAGCGCCCCGAGCUCUGAAAACGCCCUCGAACUCCUACGAGCGCGAGAAGAGCCUGGCCAGGAUGCUAGCCCCCCGGAUAUGAUACGGACACAUUCAAGACGAGUAGGCUACCGCCACGACGAUGACCGGGGUCCAACUACGGGAACACGCUUAGGUCGAACACCGUACCGCCGUGCUGAGGAUGGCCCUAGUUUCUCAGAUUCACGGCCAAGGCAAAAGAGUUCCUGCCGCCACGAACGAGAAUCAAGAUCACGUAUGAGACAGCGCUCCAGGCAGCGAACUCCUUGUCGCCACGAUGACAACGACUUCCUCCAGCCCCCCGGGCUACGCUCGAGACGAAAGAGUCCGUCCCGGACCCGCGGCGAUGAAAUCGAAUCCGGCACGCGUGUAGGAAGACGGCCAAGAAGUCCGUUCGGUGAAGGUCGCCGCCCUCGUCGUAGCGAUGAAUCAACCUCUCGUGUGAGAACUCGUCCAGAGUGGCCUGCCCCCCGAGAUGACUACCGUCGUGGCGAACGCACACCAACUUCACCUCUCGACCCGCGGAAUAGGAAGAGAAGCCCCCCUCCAACCACCAGGUACUCGCCAAAAGACUCUGAGCCACCGACUUCAUGGCCCAGGCCGCCGACGCCGCCUCGACGUGCCAGAUCCCCAUCUCCUGCAGCGUCCCCCAUUCGCCUACCACCCGAGAAGAAACCACAGGCCCCCCCGCCAGCACCUACUCCAUCUCUUCCUCCCUAUGUACCAUCUACCCGGAUGCCAACCCCACCUCCACCGGCGGUUGCAUCCCAGUCACCGAAUGACAGGUUGACUGUGCUUGAGCAGUAUACCGAGAACACCAUCGUUGCCCUCAUCGUCUUAUUCGAGGAGCGGACGCCUCAGGAUAAACGAAUCCGAGACCUCGAGUACAGGCGUCUCGUAGCGACCUGCGAUAAGAUGCUGGAGGAUCUUGACAGGGUUGAGCCGGACAACGCGGCUACUCGAACGCGGAGAAAGGCUCUCGUCAAGAAGUUACAAGGCUGCAUCGGGCGCGUCGAAGCGGUCAAUAGGCGGUAUUAA